This is a messenger RNA of Sebastes umbrosus (honeycomb rockfish), 1422 nucleotides long. RefSeq names its product hydroxysteroid (17-beta) dehydrogenase 7 (gene hsd17b7). NCBI's taxonomy places the organism in Eukaryota, Metazoa, Chordata, Actinopteri, Perciformes, Sebastidae. Gene Ontology annotation, biological process: cholesterol biosynthetic process. Gene Ontology annotation, cellular component: endoplasmic reticulum membrane. Bases 142 to 1188 code for a protein of 348 amino acids. Gene Ontology annotation, molecular function: estradiol 17-beta-dehydrogenase [NAD(P)+] activity; 3-beta-hydroxysteroid 3-dehydrogenase (NADP+) activity; 5-alpha-androstane-3-beta,17-beta-diol dehydrogenase (NADP+) activity. The record is from RefSeq and is a predicted model, not a curated record. The transcript has 9 exons.
GACUCCACAUUAUGGAAGCUUCACAUCAGGGUGGAAAACACUCCUCAAUCCAGACACAGAACUUGUUGCUCUGAAAGAACAUUUUGCUGUAAAUUUUGUGUUUUCUGAUUGCAGUUUUGUUUCCAGCGUGGACCAGAAAACAUGAAUAAGGUGGUUCUGGUGACGGGAGCAAACAGUGGCAUCGGCCUGGUGCUGUGUGAGCGUCUCCUCUCGCAGGACACCGAGGAUCUCCUGCUGUGUCUGGCCUGCAGGAACAUGCAGCGAGCUCAGGCCGCUCGCUCCGCCCUCCUCGCCUCUCACCCCACCCCACAGGUGGCCCUGCUGCAGAUGGACACCAGCAGCAUCUCCUCCGUCCUCACUGCUGCACAGGAGGUCAAACGCAGAUAUAACCGGUUGGACUACGUCUACCUGAACGCAGGCAUCAUGCCAAACCCACAGUUUGAUGUUAAAGCCUUUUUCAAAGGCCUCUUCUCCAGUCGUAUCAUCGCCAUGUUUGCCACUGGUGAGGGGAUUCUGACGCAGAAGGACGGCGUCACCUCUGACGGCCUGCAACAAGUUUUCACGACCAACCUCUUCGGUCACUUCCUACUAAUCAGAGAGCUGGAACCGGUUCUGUGCCACGCAGGCCGGACGUCCCAGCUCAUCUGGACCUCCUCCAGUAACGCUCACCGCUCAGCUUUCAACGUUGAAGACGUGCAGCACGAGAGAGGCACCCAACCUUACAGCUCCUCCAAGUACGCCUCCGACCUGCUCAGCCUGGCGCUCAACACCCGCUACAACAAACAGGGUUUGUACUCAUCUGUCACUUGUCCUGGUUUUGUGAUGACCAAUCUGACCUACGGUAUCCUGCCCUCCUUCCCAGCCUUCCUCUGGACCCUCCUUAUGCCCGUCUUUUGGCUCAUACGAAUGUUCACCAAUACUUUCACCCUGACCCCUUAUAAUGGAGCUGAAGCCCUGUUCUGGCUAUUUAAGCAAAAGCCUGAAUCACUGGACCCUCAAGCCAAGUACCACAGCUUAACAUCUGGGCUGGGCAACAACUACACACAGCUGCAUAAGAUGGACAUCGAUUUGGAAACAUCAGAUGUGUUGUAUGAGAAAUUACUGCAACUAGAAAGUGAAGUGAGAAAGAAACUAAAGGAAAAACAAAAAAGUUCACAGUAUAGUCCUGCAGGACCUGGAUCACCUUGAUGCGGAUCACACCGGUCUGGGAUGGAGAGUAUUGUGUUCCUGUCUGGCAACGUGCACACCCAAAAAUAACUGUGUCCUCUGUCUGACACAGCAACAACCAAGCCUGAAUUCACAACACAAAUAAACAAGUUACAGAGACUCUAUAAGCAUGAAAUCAAAUGUCUGUUAUAGGACAAAUAAUUGUGAUGGUUUGGGGGAAAGUAAACACUAAUAAAACUGAGCAUUUCCUGUUAA